Protopolystoma xenopodis is the source of this 822-nucleotide messenger RNA. NCBI's taxonomy places the organism in Eukaryota, Metazoa, Platyhelminthes, Monogenea, Polystomatidea, Polystomatidae. The record is from the annotation of a GenBank genome assembly.
AUGAAGUCGCGACCUCAGCAUCCCGCAUUCUACCGGUCGCGCCGCCACAUUUGGCCCACCAGCUCCUCGGAGUCGAGCAGUGGCUGGGCGAGUCGAGUCUGCCCGAGUCCGGCUCGGUCGAAUUGCAACGAGCUCUGGAAGGUCUGGCAGGCCGUCGGUCUCCUCCUGGGCGUCGGCUGGCUCUGUACCAUCGGCCUUCAGCGCUAUCUGCAAGUGAAGGCCCAGGCCUACCACCCCAGAUUCGGCCUGGCCUGGGACGAGGGGUUCACACUCAACCUGCAACUGGCCUGCCUGCUGGCGGGUCUCAGUCUGGUCCCGGGGCUCGUGUACACGUUGACUGUGAAGACGAGCCACUGCGCCAACGACAGCGUCCUCCUCGGCCAGGACACCCGCCAUUUGCAUAAUCUGAGCGCCGUGGCCGCCGCCUUCAGGGCGAUUUCGCGCUCCGACAGGACCGAUCUGGCCCACACCGACGCCUCGUCAGCCGGUUGGGUCUGCCCCACAUCGACGCUUCUUCCGCCGCCACCGCCGCCUCCAUCUUUUUCUUCGUAUCCACCACCGCCGCCGCCGUCGUCCUUCUCCAACGGCCACCUCUCUGCCGCUUGGCAGGCCAGCGAUGAGGAGGAAAUCGGCCACCUCCUCCUCCUCUCCCAGCACAACGGCUGUUUGGCUCGACUGCGACGACACGUCAGGCCGUUUUCGCUACUCAUCUUCCUCUGUAUCGUCUACCUCUUCCUCACGCCGGUCGUCUUUCUUGAGGCCGAGCAGAUCAAGCAUGAGGCCAUAGAACCGCGUAAGUCGGGCCCUAUUCCACCCUCCUGA